Molecule: messenger RNA, 197 nt
Organism: Racocetra persica
Lineage: Eukaryota; Fungi; Glomeromycota; Glomeromycetes; Diversisporales; Gigasporaceae
Source: the annotation of a GenBank genome assembly
GUGGUGGUACUGUUUAUGAGUUUGGAGGUUGUGCUGUUGAUGAGUCAGAAAGUUGUGCUGUUGAUAAGCUAGGAGGUUGUGUUGCAGAUGAGUUAAAAGGUUGUGGAAUAUCUACAGAAGGUGAUUGUAGUGCAGAACUUGGUGGGAGGAUCAGUGGGCUUAAACAGCAUCGUGACAAGCUUAAAUUUCUUUCAUAA